Molecule: messenger RNA, 480 nt
Organism: Acanthamoeba castellanii str. Neff
Lineage: Eukaryota; Discosea; Longamoebia; Acanthamoebidae
Exons: 4
Coding region: 1-480 (159 amino acids)
Source: RefSeq, a predicted model, not a curated record
AUGACUCUGCUUCCAAUAGUAGCGGGUACCUCGGACUCGAGCGCGGACGAAAGAAGGCGCAAGAGGAGGAGGGAGAAGAAGGACAGGUCCAAGUCUUCCUCGAGAAGGGGCGACAAGGACAAGAAAGACAAGAAGGACAAGAAGGACCGCAAGCGGCGGCACAAGAAGCGACGACACAGCUCUUCGUCCGAUUCCGACUCCGACUCCGACUCCUACUCGUCUUCUACUUCAUCGAGCGAAGAAAGAAGGAGGCGCAGGAAGAGGAAGGAGAAGAGGAAGAAGGCCAAGGGACCAGCGCAGCUCUCGAAGUACUUCAACAAGGACUCGGACGCCAGCGACAGUUCAGACUCGGGCAAAGGGCCUCGCUCGGCGAUCUCGGGUAAGAGGAUCAAGUUGAAGCUCAACCGGAACAAGGAAGAAAAGGAGAUGGACAAGAAGAGGAAGGAGGUCCUCGAGUUCUACAACCAGAUGUACACAUGA